This is a messenger RNA of Funneliformis caledonium, 849 nucleotides long. Lineage: Eukaryota; Fungi; Glomeromycota; Glomeromycetes; Glomerales; Glomeraceae. The record is from the annotation of a GenBank genome assembly.
AUGAAGUCCUCAAGGUCUGAUUGGAAGUCAACAGCAAGGAAAUUUCAAAAAAGACUCCAAAAGAAAGUCGUUUUGGAGGAAGUAUAUAAUCAUUUUCUCGAACAAAACGAAUCAACCGGAUAUAAAUUUCACUGGGAAAAUGGAAAAGUAUACAUUAUCGACAUGGCAAAAGCUGUGCACCAAGGAGUUGUUUUACGUUUAAUUAAAUACUUUAUGGUUCCAAAUGGUGAUGUGGACGACGAUCCACCAAUCGAUAUUGGUCUCCAAACAUUUCAUUACAAUCCUUAUAAUAACAGAAUAAAAAUAGCAGCAGAUAUUGCAAUCCAACCGAAUAUAGUACAUGUUCAACAUCCUUUGAAUCCCGGGCCUCCUCCUGGCGAUUUAGAGGAAAAUCCACAUGCACGAAUCAUCGUUGAAGUAGGCUCAGUUCAAAGUACCACUUUUUGGAACACAAAAUGUGAAACUUGGAUGCUUCAACAAUACGUGAGAUGUGUAUUCGGUAUUAAGCUUCACGAUAAAAGGACAGGUUCAAAUCAUCGGUCUAUGACGGCCAAGUUAUGGACCCGCCAAACACCAGCACCAGCAGGAAGUAGACCAUCAACAAAUCCAAAUUUAGCAGGAGUAUCUAUUCUAGAAUGGGACUUUGGAACAUUACAAUUCAAUAGUCAACGACCUACCGGUUGUACUGCCGCAGGCAUUGCCAACUACGCGGUUACUAUUCCAGUAUCCGAUGUCUUUUGGGACCCGCCCAUCGUUGCAGGAGCUCCAAAUGUAGCCGGAUAUGUUGCGACAAUCCCUGCUGCAGUUACCGCGAAUAAUUUCGUCAUCGAUUUAUAUAGAAUCCAGCAA